GAUAUAAUCCACCCAAACCACUUGGAAACAAUCCCUCGGUCAUCCAUCCCUUUCCUUAAUCCUGUUCCUGGUCCUCCCAACACUGUUUCUAUCACCACCAUACAAGAAGGAAAAAAUGGCACGUUAUAGUAGCACCUAUCUUUCUUCCUGCUAUGUCACAGCUGCUCUCAUCACUCUGCUCACCUUUGGUUUCUCUGGUUUCCAUGGCAUAACAACAUGCAGUGCAGCGAGAAUCCACGUCCAGAAGAAAGUAGGCACAAACUUCAUCGCCACCAAAUGCGGCACCACGAGUUACCCACGACUCUGCGUUGAUACGCUCUCAGCCCAUGCCAGCACGAUCCAGGACAACCCCUCGCAGCUCGCCCAGACGGCCAUCUCGGUGUGCCUGGCCAGCGCGCGGAGCACAUCGGCCGUGCUGUCGAGGCUGUCAACCACUGGGGGCAUGAGUGCCAGAGACGCGGGCGCGGUCAGUGACUGUAAGACCACCAUGGGAGACUCUGCGGACAAGCUCCAGAAGUCCCUGGGGUCGAUGGGGAGCCUCGGAGGAAAGAAAGGCGUGGCUCUUCGGAUCAAUGACAUACAGACCUGGAUGAGCACGGCGCUGACGGACGUGACCAUGUGUAGGGAGGGUUUAGCGGGGAGCAGCAUGGAUGGUGGUGUCACGAGCAGUAUUAUGAACGCUGAACGGCUCACAAGCAUUGCUUUGGCUCUUGUCAAUGGUCUCGGCUCUUCGUCUCCAUGAUGCCACUAGCUAGGAGUUGUUUAGCCUGCAAGGGUUACCAUGCGUUGAUGUAUACAGUUUCACGUUUAUCUGUGCAAGGGGUCUGAUGUAGCUUAUAACUAAUGUUUCAAAGUGGCUUAUAUAUUCGAUGGAUUAUUCUAGUUCAAA
Molecule: messenger RNA, 889 nt
Organism: Phoenix dactylifera (date palm)
Lineage: Eukaryota; Viridiplantae; Streptophyta; Magnoliopsida; Arecales; Arecaceae
Source: RefSeq, a predicted model, not a curated record